Molecule: messenger RNA, 5801 nt
Organism: Esox lucius (northern pike)
Lineage: Eukaryota; Metazoa; Chordata; Actinopteri; Esociformes; Esocidae
Gene: inpp5f
Product: inositol polyphosphate-5-phosphatase F
Exons: 21
Coding region: 317-3760 (1147 amino acids)
Biological process (GO): regulation of endocytic recycling; phosphatidylinositol dephosphorylation
Cellular component (GO): clathrin-coated endocytic vesicle; early endosome
Molecular function (GO): phosphatidylinositol-4-phosphate phosphatase activity
Source: RefSeq, a predicted model, not a curated record
GCAGGAAAUCGCCAGCCUGUCGGUUUUCAAAAUGAAAAUGAAUAGCCAGCGACAUUUUCAUUUAUUGAAGAAGUUUCUCAAUUGAUUGACAAUGCUUACUUUUAGAAGUGUUUAAAUAACUAAAGCAAACGUGAGGUAACUUGGAAAGGCAACGCACUGUCAAUACGUCGUUAGAUAACUAGCAAGUUUUGCUAGCUAGAGCCGUACAAAGCUACCAUUGACUGUGGUGAAGCUACUAACGUUGGCUAGUUAGCACAUUCAUCUGCUAGCUAACCGGUUUGGACCACAUAUGUACAUGUUUUGACAUAGAGUCAAAAUGGAGCUCUUUCAAGCCAAAGACCAUUACAUUCUUCAGAGUGGCGAUCAUGCUCUUUGGUGUAGCCGAAUUGAUGGGACCAUGAACGUCAGACCAGCUACAGACCUGCUGUUAGCUUGGAAUCCAGUGUGUUUGGGCCGAGUGGAGGGUCUCAUUGGAAAAAUACAACUUCAUACAGAUCUUCCUCUGGGUCUCAUACUGAUCCGCCAGAAAGCGCUGGUUGGCCAGAUGCCAGGCGACCACAGAGUCUACAAGAUCACCAAGAUAGCCGUCAUUCCCCUGUCAGAGGAAGAGCCUCUGGAUUUGGAGCUUGAGAUAUCAGUCUUACAGGUGAGCCGUGAUGAUGAUGGUACGGAUACAGAUGAUGAAGACCUGUGUAAGAAGCAUCACUUUGGGAUUGACAAACCAGAGAAAAUUACACAGUCUCCAGAUGACUCCAAGUUCCUCUUGAAAACUCUUAGUCAGAUUAAAUCCAAUGUUGGGGCUCCUGUCAAGAAAAAGGUCAAAGAGAACAAAGAGAGAGAACGCCUUGAGAGGCGGCUGCUGGAUGAGCUCUACAAGAUAUUCAUGGACUCUGAUUCCUUCUACUACAGCAUGACCUAUGACCUCACCAACACGGUGCAGCGGCAGGGAGACACAGAAAAGUCCAACUUGCCAAUGUGGAAACAGGUGGAUGACAGAUUCUUUUGGAAUAAACACAUGGUCCGGGAGCUAAUUGAUCUGCAGGUUCCUGAGGCAGACUUCUGGGUGAUGCCCAUUAUCCAGGGCUUUGUGCAGGUGGAGGAGCUGGUGGUUAAUUACAACGAGAGCCCUGAUGAGGAGAGGAGCAGCCCCGACACGCCACUGCAGGAUCUCACCUGUGUGGAUGACAUCCACCCGCGCUUCACUGUGGCCCUCAUAUCCCGCCGAAGUCGCCACCGUGCAGGGAUGCGGUACAAGCGCAGAGGGGUGGACACAGAGGGCCACGUGGCUAACUACGUGGAGACUGAACAACUAAUCAGCGUACACAACCACUCGCUGUCUUUUGUGCAGAGUCGCGGCUCUGUGCCUGUCUUCUGGAGCCAAGCAGGCUACCGCUACAACCCCAGGCCCCGCCUGGAGAAAGGUGAGAAGGAGACGGUUCCUUUCUUUGCUGCUCACUUUGAUGAACAGCUCAAACUUUACAAGAAGCAGGUCAUUAUUAACUUAGUGGACCAAGGUGGGCGUGAGAAGAUUAUCGGUGACGCAUAUCUGAAACAAGUCCUUCUAUACAACAACCCAAACCUCACAUAUGUCUCUUUUGACUUCCAUGAGCACUGUCGUGGGAUGAAGUUUGAGAACGUGCAAACGCUGACAGAUGCCAUCUCUGACAUUAUCACAGACAUGAGAUGGGGCUGGGUGGACCAGGCAGGUGUCAUCUGCCACCAGGAGGGAAUUUUCCGGGUCAACUGCAUGGACUGCCUGGACAGGACCAAUGUAGUCCAGGCCGCCAUCGCUCGUUCAGUAAUGGAAGCACAACUGAAGAAACUGGGUGUGAUGCCCCCAGAGCAGCCCCUGCCACUCAAGUGCUACCGGAUCUACCAAGUCAUGUGGGCAAACAACGGUGACACAAUCAGUAGGCAGUACGCUGGCACGGCAGCCCUCAAGGGUGACUUCACCAGAACUGGAGAGAGAAAACUGGCCGGGGUAAUGAAAGAUGGUGUGAACUCAGCCAACCGCUACUAUCUGAACCGCUUCAGGGACGCUUAUAGACAAGCGGUCAUUGACCUGAUGAUGGGCAAUCCUGUGACAGAGGACCUAUACUCCAUCUUUAGUAAAGAGAAGGAGCAUGAGGAGAAGGAGCAGGAGAGCCAGAGGGUAACCCAGGAGCAGGUGAGCCUCCUCCUGCAGACCUACAUGCAGCUGCUAUUACCAGACGAUGAGAAGUUCCACGGGGGCUGGGCCCUCAUCGACUGUGACAUGAGCCUCAUGGAUGCAACCAGCAAAGACGUUGAUGUUCUCCUGUUGCUGUCCAACAGUGCAUAUUACGUUGCCUACUAUGAUGAGGAAGCUGACAAGGUCAAUCAGUACCAGCGCCUGAACUUGGAGGGUUUGGAAAAGAUUGAAAUAGGCCCAGAACCCACUUUAUUUGGAAAGCCCAAAUUCUGCUGUAUGCGUCUGCACUACAAGAAUGAGGAGACAAGUGGUUACUUCCAUACUCUGAGAGCUGUUACUAGGAAUCCUGAGGAUGAUGGUAAAGACACGUUGCAGUGCAUAGCUGAGAUGCUUCGCAUAACUAAGCAAGCUAUUGGACUUGACCUGCAGGUGAUUGAAAAGCGACUGGAGAGGAAGCACAGUAAACCCCACGAUGACAUCAUGGGCAUUCAGGGCAGACACCCUGACCAAGUCCUGGGUAGUUCCGGUCUGGCUCAGGGCAAGAGCUUUCUCAUGAACAAGUUCUCCUCCCUCAACCAGAGGGUGAAGAAGUCCAACGUAAACAUGGGAACCUUCAAGGGGAGGCUUGGCAACACUUUCUCGGCCAAGCCAGAUGUGAAGGUGAACUUCUUGAAGCCCACCGUCGGGGUCACCCUCUGGAAGUCUGACAGUAGCUUGGAGACGUCGGAUGGGGCCAGCAAUGGCCCGGGCCUGAAGGACCUCUGUGACAACCACUCCGAGAUGUCGUCCGACUCUGACUCCUACAACUCGGAUGAACACCCACGCUCUAGCUCCGUGGAGAACGUGGACUACGUGCUGCCUAGCUGCGGGAUUGUGGCGACUGCUCCGAGGCUGGGCAGGCGAGGAAGUGUGGAGCUCAACAUCCGGGUCACUGGUUGCGACAGUAAAAGUAAGCAGCAGGAGACUCCAGUUUUAGCCAGUCCCAAUGACCGGUCCUCCGAGGCUACCUCAGAGGCAGAGGAAGCCAUUCUGAUAGACUUUGGAACGCCCAUUGAUGCCUAUUGCCACCAGUUCAUCCAAGAUGCGCAGACCAAACCUGUGGAGGUAUUCGGGGAGCAGGUGUCUGGUGGCAUCGCUACACGGAACCCACAGAUCCCUUCACACUCCAAAGGCUCCCUGGCCCCUGACAAACAUUUGGAUCAGCAGGUGCUGGAGGAGGACCUCAAACUCCCACCAAGGCCGUCCCAGCUAGAUGUUGCUUCCAGCCCCAAUCUCUUGACCGUGCACAAGCCCAGCUCAGCGGCUUCAGGAGGCUCCCAGAGGAGCCUGGGCUCUCAAUUGGAGGGCAGCCUUGGCCCUUCGCCUGCCGAGGGCAAUGGGAGUCGCGUUGUUUCCCCUUUUGCAAAGAUCAAGAGCUCCAUGGUCCAGGUGGCCAGUCUCACCCAGGCCGGACUCACCCAAGGCAUCAACUUUGCCGUGGCAAAAGUGCAGAAGAGCCCAGAGCCGGAAAUGGUCACUCUCAACGAGACCCAAGAGAACGAGCUGAAGGCAAUGUUUACACAGUGCCAGACAAGGAUCAUCCAGAUUUAGGACUCUCCUAGUAGUAGCCUUCAAGCAGGUUUUUGUACAUUUAGUCGUACCGUAUUGAUGUGACUUCCAGUACAGUAGCUAGCAGUAGCAUAAGCUUGUAAAGGGCCCACUCUGACUCGGCAAACCCAGCAUUUCAGUUACUCCGGUAGUUUAUCAGACCAUGUUUACAGCCAGUGUUGUGUAGUAUAUAGUGUCCUUAGUCUAAUCGCAAUUCCAUUCAAUUGACUUUCCAGCAAUAUUUGCAUGUCAGGUUAUUGGUAAUGACCCGGUAAGAUGAGUAGGGUAAUACCCAGUGCAUGGUGAAAGACAAACUCUGAAUUUAUCACUUUUUUUUUCUGGUCCCACACAUGCAGUGCUCCUAUUUUCAUUUGGCAUAUAGGCCUAGAUCACAGCUUUUUCCAAAACAUUGGUAGUGUAGUCUGACCAAAUCCUUCCCUUGAUUUUCAGAAAGCACAGCUCAAUGUUAGAUAGUACUCUCGUAUGAAAACAAGCUCCUAGUAGAGUGGGUAUCAGUGCUGUUGACUUCCCUAACGAUAAUGGAUAUGUAUCAAUAGAGGAUCUGUACUGAUGUAGGACCUAAUCAACAUACAAAAACUGGUAAGCGUAUACUGUCUGAUAUGUAAGUAUUGUACUGUAUGUAUAUCUGUUUCCCAGAGUACCUUUCCGUUGACCAACAUAUUAGACAGAACUAUAUUUCCGUACACGUUGGCUUUGAUCAUGUUGAUGCUAGAGUUAGAUGAACCGCUGCUAAAUGAUUCUGAAGGGGAAUGGGCAUUUUUCUUUGAUAAAAAUACCCAAAAUUCACAUUCAACUGACAGCUUACUGAAAUAAUUUUGGUUUGAUUCAGCAAGCAUUGAGGGGAUUUUAAUGGCAUUUUCAUAUGAAUCUUUGUAGCUUGUGUUGAUGGGUGUUUUUAGUCUAAGGAAAUCUGUUUCCUGGAAUGUCCCGAAUAUAUUACGCAAACAGUCUGGUGGACCAAAGCCACAAAUUUGCCCUUUAUUACCAAAUAGGAAGACCAGGAGAAACUCCUGAUGCAUAGGCAUUGUCUUUAUCAGCUUAGUCUACUAGUUGUCUUCCACAGCACCUUCCCAUUAACGCUAUUUCUUCCGAGUGUAUUGCUUCCAUUUGGAGUUACACCUCAGUCAUGUGAUUUGCUAAAAUGUAAUUAUGACAAUUACUUUACUCAGUUAGGUCACUCCCAUAGGAUUCUAUGGCCAUUUCCAGAUCCACAAGGCCAAUUUUGAAUCGCUGGAUUUCCCAAGGUUUAUGUGCGCUGUGCGCAUUGAUCUGGGGACGGGGUUGGAAGUCAGUGACGUUUGAAAAAUGAUGUACAGUAGUAUAUGCAAUGUUGCCCGUCCAAAUGUAUAAGAACAGUGUUCAAUGCUUUAUGCACUCCUGAAUCUAAAACGUAAGCCUUAAAGAGGUCAUAAAUGUGGGACAUAGUGUAUUUCAGGUAUUUAUUGCAUAUCUACCUUUAGAGUUUGGUUUAUUCUGUCUUGAUGUUACAAUACAUUUGUUUGAUCUAGGUACUGUAUAUGAUAUCAUAUUCAGGUUUAUGUCAGCUUUAUCUUGGGAUAUGCCACCCUUUGGUAUGUAUAUUUUAAUUAAGUUUAGGUUGUCCUAGUGACUGUCCUGGUGGAUCUGCAAGGAAAGUAAGCAAGGAAGAUUUGACCUUUUAGGGAGAUUUUGCCAUUGCACAGGUAGAAUUUAUUUUUUUUCAGUUUAGGGUCUAGGUUUAGGAUAAAAGUUACACAAUCUACACUAAUCCCAAUAGUAACAAAAAUCAUCCCAGUCAUCUGGUGCUGGUAUUUCACUGCAUUCUCUUUAGACUUGUGAUGUAAAUUACAUAUAUGUAAUGGAAAACAAAUAUGUUGGUUUCUCUGACCUAGAUUAAUAGUCAUGGUUUAAGGCUUGACCCAUGCCUUGUCCCACGUCAUAAAAAUCAUGUUGGGACCAAGCACACUAAUUUCAGUAAUGAUUACAUUAAGUAUAUAAGCAUGAUCCAUUGUUAAUGAUUCUAAAAACGAAUUAGACCACAAAA